ACCCACAAUCAUCCUUCCGAGUUCAUUAAUACACGUUUCUUUCCAACAUUUACAACCGUCUCUCCAAAUCCUUUAACCCGCCGCACAUUAUUCUAACACCUACCUACAACCACCGUUCCACAUCCUCAACACACAUUAAUAAUCCAUUCAUCCCUCCAUUUCAACAUGAACUCUGAAAACCAAACUUCCAACAAAAAACCCUCCAAAAUGCCUCCUGGUCGACGCCAUAAAAAGGUUCGAUCCCGCGGAAAGGGUGGACGCGGCCGCGCGCCCAUGAUGAUGAUCAAGGGCCUCCAAACCAUUGUCAUGCAAGAAGAAUGCGAAAUCAAAGCCAAAAAAGAGAAGGCAGAAGAGGAGGAAAAGUACAUGAAGAUUUACGAAGCGAACAGACGAGCGUGGUGGAAGAAAAUAGCUCGCCGCUAUGCCCCCAAAAACCACGCAACCACUGUCCAGACUCCAGUUGCUCCCACAGGCAACGAGGAAGAGGACUCUGAAGCUGAUACGAAAGUCGGCAUCGCCGCCGCCGCCGCCGACGACGACGACGACGACGACGAGGAGAUCUCGCCCGAAGAGCGCGCCAUGCUGGAGUGCGAGGCCGAGCAGGCGCAGUACCAGCGCGCGAAACUGAUGAUCCUCUGCCGAGAGGAGGGCCCGAUCCCCGAGAUGCCGUGGGAGCCAGCCCACAGCGUAGAGUUCCUUGUCGACCUGCGCGAGUUCAUCCUGCAGGACGACAUCUUCAUGGCCGAGCUCGAUGCCCCCCGCAAACCCGAAGAGGAGGGAGAGGGAGAGGGAGAGGGAGAGGGAGAGGGAGAGGGAGAGGGAGAGGGAGAGGGGAAAAAAAAAGAAGACACCACCCGCAAAUCCGAAGAAAAGGGAAAGGGAAAGGGAAAGGGAAAGGGAAAGGGAAAGGGUAAGGGUAAGGGUAAGGGUAAGGGUAAAGGUAAGGGUAAAGGUAAGGGUAAGGGAACGGGAACGGGUAAGGGAAAGGGCGAGGUCAAGGGAAAAGAAGAUGAAGAAGUUGAAGAAGAAGAAAAAGAAGCCACCCCCCCACGCCCCCCCCACAUCCUCCCGCACGUGGGCACCAUCCUCCUCGACGAGGACGAGUUCGGCGCCUGGACAUACCAGAUCGAGACGAAGAUGCUGCUGGACGAGGCCGCGAUCGGCUGCGCGCGCGCGCGCUUCAUCUACGUCUGGCGCCUCAUCCACCCGACCGUUCAGGCCCGCAUGAUGGAGGCCUUCCUGCGCGCCCACGACACCGGCCGCUUCGACUACAAGGACCUCGUCGAGGCCGCCUACCUGAGCUACGCCCCUUGCCUGCGGGACUGGUGGUUCCUGCGGGCCUUCCAGACGCGUAGGCGUGAGCCGAAGCCGAGCUGAGCUGAGCUGGGUACGGACUAGGACUAGGACUAGGACUAGGAUAGGAUCUUGACAUUAUGGUGGACUUUGCCUCCAUGGCCACCCCCCUUCGUGUCCCUACAGGCGCAGAAGCAAAUGAGAAAAGGGUUGCAUCCGAGGUUGGUAUUAUCAUGAGAAGGUUCCGCGUAUGUGGAAAAGGGUAAAUACGUACGUAAUAUGACAAACCAAAGACAUGAAAGUACUAGGUAGAGGUUUUAUGGCUGCGGAUGUGUGUCCUGUUCAGCCUACGAUACGACAGGCAUCACACCUACCUAUCUAACCUAGGUAGUUCAUGUAAAAUAUUCGCUCCGUAAGACUGAUGAUUAUCAUCACGGCAAUGUACAAUUCAAGGCACCACAACAAACACUUCAAGUCCCUAGGUUAGUAGGCACCCCUAAAAUCACCUUGUGAUAAGUCAGUCCCCUUCUCUUCCUGAG
Hypoxylon fragiforme is the source of this 1832-nucleotide messenger RNA. RefSeq lists its product as uncharacterized. The transcript has a single exon. Bases 166 to 1377 code for a protein of 403 amino acids. The record is from RefSeq and is a predicted model, not a curated record. Lineage: Eukaryota; Fungi; Ascomycota; Sordariomycetes; Xylariales; Hypoxylaceae.